This is a messenger RNA of Fulmarus glacialis (Northern fulmar), 1434 nucleotides long. RefSeq names its product UDP-GlcNAc:betaGal beta-1,3-N-acetylglucosaminyltransferase 7 (gene B3GNT7). Gene Ontology annotation, cellular component: membrane. The record is from RefSeq and is a predicted model, not a curated record. Gene Ontology annotation, molecular function: hexosyltransferase activity. The transcript has a single exon. NCBI's taxonomy places the organism in Eukaryota, Metazoa, Chordata, Aves, Procellariiformes, Procellariidae. The coding region runs from base 86 to 1216 and encodes 376 amino acids.
UCGUCCCUUUAGGAGGAAGACCAUCUACAAAACAGUUUGCCUCUCCUUCUUGCUGGUGAUUACGGUGACGGUGCUGCAACGGGGAAUGGCCCCCAACCAAUUCAUGCAGGGCCAGCAGCAGAAAGAGCUGGCCCCUCCGGAGCCCCUGAAAAUGCAGAAGAGAGACAACGCCUUCUCCAUCACCAGCACUUUCUGGAAGAGCAAGAAGGAGAAAGCUCCUCUGAAGGAGGAGGAGAGCGUGACGGCAAAGCAAGCAAAAUCCUGGGAUGUCACCACUACCAACUGCUCGGCCAACCAGAACUUCAGCAAGGUGGACUGGUUCAAAGGGCUGGAGCCCAACUUCCAGCAGUUCCUGCUCUAUCGGCACUGCCGCUACUUCCCCAUGCUGAUCAACCACCCCGAGAAAUGCAGCGGGGACGUCUACCUGCUCAUCGUGGUCAAGUCUAUCAUCACACAGCACGACCGCCGCGAGGCCAUCCGGAGGACCUGGGGCCAGGAGAAAGAGGUGGAUGGCAAGAGGAUCAGGACGCUGUUCUUGCUGGGCACGGCCUCCAAGGAGGAGGAGAGAGCCAACUACCAGAAACUGCUGGAUUACGAGAACCACAUCUAUGGGGACAUCUUGCAGUGGGAUUUCCUGGACAGCUUCUUCAACCUCACCCUCAAAGAGGUCCAUUUCUUGAAAUGGCUGAACAUCUACUGUGACAACGUCCACUUCAUCUUCAAAGGUGAUGAUGAUGUGUUUGUGAGUCCCAGCAACAUCCUCGAGUUCCUGGAGGACAAGAAGGAGGGAGAAGACCUCUUCGUGGGGGAUGUCCUCUACAAGGCCAAGCCGAUUCGGAAGAAGGAGAACAAGUACUACAUCCCCAGCGCCCUCUACAACAAAAGCAACUACCCACCUUAUGCAGGGGGUGGGGGCUUCAUCAUGGAUGGGCCCCUGGCCAAGAGGCUGCACAAGACCUCGGAGACACUGGAGCUGUACCCCAUUGACGACGUCUUCCUAGGGAUGUGCCUGGAGGUCCUUAAAGUAUCACCUGUUGGGCAUGAGGGCUUCAAAACUUUUGGCAUUGUGAAGAAUAAGAACAGCAAGAUGAACAAGGAGCCGUGUUUCUUCCGGAGUAUGUUGGUGGUUCAUAAACUGCUGCCUCCAGAGUUGCUCCAAAUGUGGGACUUGGUCCAUAGUAACUUGACGUGCUCGAGAAAACUCCAUGUCCUUUAGCUCAGUCUCUCUGGAGAGCUGGGACUGGAGGGGCCGGGACAGCCGAUCCCUGCUCCGGGAUGGGGUGAGCCUCUGCUGGUGGCACACAAGUCCUGCGGGGGCAUCUCCCUCCGGGGCGAGGAGGGCAGAGACACCGCGCUCGCAGGCAGGGUUUGCGAUAGUGUUUGUUCCUGUACUGUAAUGUGGUUCACUUAUCUCCAGCUGGGUUGGGGGUUGCU